CUUGUUCAUUGUUUACGUGACGUGGUGGUACUAGUUAGUGGUUAUUGCCGGUUGCGUUGAAGUGAAACGUAUAGUAGUUUCAAACUGUUUUGUUUAGUUGGUUCUUGUAAUUUUUAGGAAAAAAAACGUUACAGCCAUGUGGCACUCUACAUUUGACGAUGUGCGACGGAUGAAUAAACGACAGUUUCUGUAUCAAGUGUUAAGUUUUGGUAUGAUCGUUUCGUCCGCGUUGAUGAUGUGGAAAGGAUUGAUGGUUGUAACAGGCACUGAAAGUCCGAUUGUGGUUGUACUCAGUGGUAGCAUGGAGCCAGCAUUUCACAGGGGGGAUUUAUUAUUUUUAACCAAUUACCGUGAUGAACCAGUCAGGGUAGGAGAUAUUGUUGUCUUUAAAGUUGAGGGUAGGGAUAUUCCAAUUGUACACAGAGUACUUAAGCUACAUGAACUGAAUGAUGAAGAAAAUACUGUUAAAUUUCUGACGAAAGGUGAUAAUAACUCUGUUGAUGAUAGAGGUUUAUAUGCAGCUGGUCAGUUGUGGCUAACGCAUAAAGAUGUUGUUGGUAAAGCAAAGGGUUUCUUACCAUAUGUGGGAAUAGUCACUAUAUAUAUGAAUGAGUAUCCCAAAUUGAAAUACUCAGUGCUGAUGUUUUUGGGAAUGUAUAUUUUUGUACACAGGGAGUAAGCAUAUUCCACAUAGGAAAUUAUGUAAAAUAGACUGAUUGAAUCUAUCUAUUGAAGAAAAGUGCAUUGUAAGAUUAAGUGCUGAUUGGUUAUUCAAAUACAUAUGUAGAGCUGUGUACAAUAUGA
This is a messenger RNA of Nomia melanderi (Alkali bee), 804 nucleotides long. It is a transcript of the gene twr, whose product is annotated as signal peptidase complex catalytic subunit SEC11 homolog C twr. Gene Ontology annotation, molecular function: serine-type endopeptidase activity. The record is from RefSeq and is a predicted model, not a curated record. NCBI's taxonomy places the organism in Eukaryota, Metazoa, Arthropoda, Insecta, Hymenoptera, Halictidae. Gene Ontology annotation, cellular component: signal peptidase complex; membrane.